Triticum turgidum subsp. durum (durum wheat) is the source of this 1044-nucleotide messenger RNA. The record is from the annotation of a GenBank genome assembly. NCBI's taxonomy places the organism in Eukaryota, Viridiplantae, Streptophyta, Magnoliopsida, Poales, Poaceae.
AUGUUGGGCGGGUCCGGCGUGGCGGUGACCAAGCUUGGCAUCGGGGCCUGGUCCUGGGGCGACACCACCUACUGGAACGACUUCGAAUGGGACGAUAGGAAACUCAAGGAUGCCAAGGGAGCAUUCGAAGCGAGCCUUGAUAGUGGAAUAACCUUCUUCGACACUGCAGAAGUAUAUGGUGCAGGGGUAGGGAUCAAGAUAGUUCUUGAUUACUUCUUGCUGUAUUGCUCAUUCUCUAGAUCAUUUCAGAGCAACCCUGACAACCUUCUGAUGUUGAUGACAUUUAGAUUUAUCAAGGAAAGGAAAGAAAAAGAAGGGGUCGAGGUGGCCAUUGCAACAAAGUUUGCGGCUCUUCCAUGGAGGUUUGGCCGGGGAAGUGUUAUUUCUGCACUAAAGGGCUCACUUUCCCGCCUUGGUGUCUCCUCGGUUGAGUCAUACCAACUCCAUUGGCCAGGGAUAUGGGGCAAUGAAGGUUACCUUGACGGCCUUGCUGAUGCUUAUGAGCAAGGUCUUGUAAAAUCCGUUGGAGUCUCAAACUACAGCGAGAAACGUCUGCGAGAUGCUCACGAGCGCCUCAAGAAGAGGGGAGUUCCACUUGCUUCAAACCAAGUAAAUUACAGUCUGAUUUACAGGAACCCUGAGGAAAAUGGGGUGAAGGCAGCUUGUGAUGAGCUUGGUAUUACUUUGAUUGCAUAUUCCCCAAUAGCCCAAGGUGCUUUGACAGGAAAAUACACUCCAGCUAAUCCCCCAACUGGACCUCGUGGACGGAUAUACACUUCUGACUUCCUGUCCAAGCUCCAACCGCUUAUUAACAAAAUUAGGGAGAUUGGAGGAAGCUAUGACAAAACCCCAACUCAGGUGGUUCUGAACUGGCUUAUUUGCCAGGGCAACGUGGUGCCGAUCCCGGGGGCAAAGAACGCAGAGCAGGCCCGGGAGUUUGCCGGUGCGUUAGGGUGGCUCUUGACCGAGCAGGAGGUUGAGGAGCUGCGGUCCAUGGCGCGCGAGGUGAAGCCUGUCAUGGGUUUCCCAGUAGAGAAGCUGUAA